Parasteatoda tepidariorum (common house spider) is the source of this 1150-nucleotide messenger RNA. RefSeq lists its product as uncharacterized. The record is from RefSeq and is a predicted model, not a curated record. Gene Ontology annotation, molecular function: protein binding. NCBI's taxonomy places the organism in Eukaryota, Metazoa, Arthropoda, Arachnida, Araneae, Theridiidae. Gene Ontology annotation, cellular component: membrane.
UUUUACGUUAUCGGUCGUAAUAGAUUUAAAGAAUUAUAUUCACUCAAUUAUCUUUAAACAUGUUCUUUAUGUAGAGUACAAGUAACUGCACUCGCGUAUCUAACUUUGAUUCUUAAUUGGUUUUAGUUUCGAAUUCACUUAGUCCAAAUGGAUAACAAAAACAAAGAUUCGAAGUUGUUUUUGUUUGCAUUGAUUUUAUAUUGUUCCCUGUUGUGCGUUACAUGCCAGCAUGCCCGAUGCCCACCUCCUGAAGAUGUGUUUCCGUGCCACUGCAGAAAUGUCUCUUACUAUGGCCAUAUCGGCUGUCGUCAUUUGAAUUCGGAAGAAAAAAUUACUGUAAUUCUGAACCGCGUAAAUCAGUAUAGAAUUGGAGAGUUUUCUUUAAAAGAAUCUGAGCUGAAAUACGUUCCUAAAUCAGUAUUCAAUUAUGGAUUCCGAAUACUAGAAAUUUCGUUUAAUGCUUUCGAGAGGCUAUUUGAAGAGAUACCUGCUGAGCCAAAAGUACAAGUACUUUGGAUGGAACAGGUCCGAUUGCAGGGGAGUUGGGACUGGAGACAGUUUUCAGCUCUCAAAGACUUAUUAACAUUACGUUUGAAAAGAAUUUCUCUAGAGAGUCUGACACAUUUUAAAGAGGUCACCAAGAGCUUGCAACAUAUUGUCUUUGAAGACUGUAACUUGAGAAAUCUUAACUAUGACGAGUUUCAGCAUUUUCCAAACCUGCAGAUGGUUGAUGUUCAAAAAAAUUCUCUCACUGUUUUGAAAAGAAGCAUGUUUCCAAAGCCAUCUAAACUUAACUUUAUGGUAUUUAACGACAAUUUCAUAUCGACGAUUCCUGAAGACUUGUUUGUGGAAAUGCCCUAUUUGCGUCACAUUAACUUCAGCAACAACAGAUUGACUGUUUUGUCAGAAAAUAUUUUUUUGCCUGUCAUAAGACAAAAGUUUCUUCUAGAUGGAAACCCAUUGAUUUGUGAUUGCAGAAUGGCCUGGAUCUUGGGUACAAAAAGAGGCUGGGUAGCAGGGUCAUGUGCCAGUCCCAGAGAUAUGCAAGGGAGAGAGUUGAGUGAAUUGAAUGACGAAGAUUUUACUGAAUGUUUAGCAUAUGCAUACAUGCACAAGGAAAAUGAAUAUUAAAAAAUGCUUCAAAACUUAA